Messenger RNA from Rhodofomes roseus, 1254 nucleotides. RefSeq lists its product as uncharacterized. Bases 251 to 1237 code for a protein of 328 amino acids. Lineage: Eukaryota; Fungi; Basidiomycota; Agaricomycetes; Polyporales; Fomitopsidaceae. The record is from RefSeq and is a predicted model, not a curated record. The transcript has 6 exons.
AUGAACUGUGCUUGCCUCUUAAGAGAUAUUUCUCCCCACGCCGUCUGUGUGGUCGGUCGAAUGGUAUGGACGACUUAGCAGACGCCUUCGAAAGACGUACUUCAGCAGCACAUUGCGCCUUGUAUUGGCGUCACUUGUCAAAUGCCACAGCCUCGACUCGGCCGCUGAGAGUGUCCGCGCUGUUGUUCCCAUCCACAUAGACAGACAGGGAUGAUUAGCUUACGCCAUCCACGCUGAACCUUGCUAGUGUAUGUCCUAUAGCAUGUCUACGAAACUCAGCCGAUCCUCGUACACCGUCGUCCUCGUCGGCGCGACCGGCGGCCUCGGAAAGGAGGUUGCGAAUGUCUUCCUCUCCUCCUACAAGCCCUUCUUCUCGCGCAUCAUCGUCACUGUGCGAGACACCACCACCCCAGCCGCGAAAGAGCUCGCUGAGCAGGGAGCUGAGCUCGUUACGAUCAGCACUGUGGGCGCUGUAGCGUCGCUCACCAAGGCGUUCGAGGGCGUCGAUGCCGUCGUGAACCUCCUGGGUCGGGCGCCGGACGAGUUCAGGGAUGCCGUUGGAGAGGCGGCGGUCAAGAGCGGCGCGAAGGUCUACUUCCCCUCGGAGUUUGGCUCUGACCACCGUAUCAACGACUUCCCCGGAUGGGAUGACGCUGACUGGAUUUUCAAGGGCCAGCACGCACGGAAGUACCGCCAGCUCGGAGCCGGCAGGACGAAGGUCAUCUCGGUGUACAACGGGCUCUUCCUCGAGGGCCUCCUCGGGCCUUGGUUCGGCUUCGACACCGCCAAGUUCACCUAUACCUCCGUCGGCUCGCCCGACGCGAAGACCGCGGUCACCGCGAAGGCGGACGUCGGGCGCGCGCUCGCCGAGCUCACCCUCCUCUCGCUGAACCCUGAGACCGCCGUGAGCGUGCCGAACGACGUGCACAUUGCCGGGAGCAACGUGAGCUGGCGCCACAUCCGCGACAUCGUCCAGAAGGUGCGCAACGAGCUCAGCGUGGAGCCGAGGGGCGAGAUCAAGGUCGAGAGCGUCGAGCUGGCCGUGUAUCGGGAGAACCUGAAGAAGGAACAGCUGGUGGAGCCGAGGGCCGGGCCUCUCGACCAUAUCAAGGUGCUCAUCGGGGAGGGGAAGAUGGACUUCUCGAAGAACAACGACGAGCUGGUCAACCCUGGCCAGAGCAUCUGGAAGUGGAAGACUGUUGAGAAGUUCGUUCGCGAGAAGGGAGGCCAGGUGUAAACAGUUGACCUGAUGCA